Salarias fasciatus (jewelled blenny) is the source of this 2859-nucleotide messenger RNA. RefSeq names its product NACHT, LRR and PYD domains-containing protein 3-like. NCBI's taxonomy places the organism in Eukaryota, Metazoa, Chordata, Actinopteri, Blenniiformes, Blenniidae. The transcript is spliced from 8 exons. The annotation marks the transcript as partial. Gene Ontology annotation, molecular function: protein binding. The record is from RefSeq and is a predicted model, not a curated record.
AGAUGUGAACGUGUGACUGAAGGAAGUGAUGAAGCAGGAGGAGGAAGCCUCCUCAGCAGGAUCUACACUGAGCUCCACAUCACAGAGGGACUCAGUGAGGAGCUUCAGAGGGAACCUGAGCUGAAGCAGCUGGAGACAGCUUCCAGGAAGGAGAGCCUCCAUCACACUGCCAUCAGGGUUCAGGACAUCUUCAAAGCCUGGGCCCAGCAGCACACACACAUCCGAGUGGUUGUGACCAGCGGCGUGGCCGGCAGCGGAAAAACCUUCUCGGUGCACAAGUUCAGUCUGGACUGGGCCGAGGGCCUGGAGAACCAGGAUGUCAGUGUGCUGGUGGUGCUCUCCUUCAGGGAGCUGAACCUGCUGGGAGAGCGGCCGUACAGUCUCCUCUCGCUGCUGGCUGUUUUCCAUCCCACGCUCCAGAAGCUGACGGCAGAGGAGCUGGCCGUCUGCAAGCUGCUCUUCAUCUUGGAUGGCCUGGAUGAAAGCAGACUUUCUCUGGACUUCAGCGGCGGCCGGCGGCUGCUGGACGUCUCCCGGCAGUCUUCGGUGGGCGAGCUGCUCACUAACCUCAUCCGGGGGGAUCUGCUGCCCUCGGCUCGGGUCUGGAUCACUUCCCGACCGGCGGCGGCCCAUCAGAUCCCUCCAACAUGUGUGGACAGGCUGACAGAAGUGCGAGGAUUCACUGACGCCCAGAAGGAGGAGUACUUCAGGAGGAGGCUGAGUGAUGAGGAGCUGAGCAGCAGAAUCAUCUCCCACAUCCAGACCUCCAGGAGCCUCCACAUCAUGUGUGGAAUCCCAGUCUUCUGCUGGAUCACUGCUACAGUUCUGGAGCACAUGUUGAGCAGCGAGCAGAGAGGAGAGCUGCCCCAGACCCUGACUGACAUGUACUCCCACUUUGUGCUGCUUCAGACACACAGGAAGAAGCUCAAGUACCAUGAAGGACCUGAGACGGGUCCACAGGAGCUGACGGAGGCUGACAGGGAGCUUCUUCUGAAGCUGGGCAGGAUGGCCUUGGAACAUCUGGACAAAGGAAACAUCCUGUUCUACCAAGAAGACCUGGAGCAGUGUGGUCUGGAUGUGACUGAGGCCUCGCUGUACUCUGGAAUCUGUACUCAGAUCUUCAAGAGAGAGUCUGUGAUCUUCCAGAAAGCCGUCUACAGCUUCGUCCAUCUGAGUGUUCAGGAGUUUCUGGCUGCAGUCUUCAUGUUCCACUGUUUCACCAGCAGGAAGACAGACGUGCUGGAGAACUUCAUCAAAGAGGAGGACGAGAAUAAUGAUGAGGAUGAGGAUGAUGAGUUUAGUGAGGAUGAGGAUAAUGAUGAAGAUGAUGAUCCUUUCUCAUCUCUGGACAACUUCCUGAAGGUCGUCCUACAGAAAUCCCUCAGAAGUCAGAACGGCCACCUGGACCUGUUCGUCCGCUUCCUUCAUGGCCUCUCUCUGGAAUCCAACCAGAGAGUCUUAGAAGGUCUGCUGGGUCCAACAGAGAUCAAUCCAGAAACCAUCCAGAGAGUCAUCAAGAACCUGAAGGAGAUCAGCAGUGAGGAAGUGUCUCCUGACAGAAGCAUCAACAUCUUCCACUGUCUGACGGAGAUGAAGGACCUCUCAGUCCAUCAGGACAUCCAAGAGUUCCUGAAGUCAGAGAACAGAUCAGAGAAGGAACUCUCUGAGAUCCACUGCUCAGCUCUGGCCUACAUGCUGCAGAUGUCAGACCAGGUCCUGGAGGAGUUGGACCUGAAGAAGUACAAGACAUCAUGGGAGGGACGCCUGAGACUGAUGCCAGCUGUGAAGAACUGCCGGAAGGCUGAUCUUUCUGGCUGUGGACUCUCUGAUCCUCACUGUGAAGUGAUCUCCUCAGCUCUGACCUCUGACCCCUCCCAUCUGAAACAUCUGGACCUGAGUUGGAAAAAGCUGAAGGAUUCCUCAGUGAAGAUUGUGUGUUCUGGACUGGAGAGUCCAAACUGUAACCUGGAGACUCUGAGGUUGGAGGACUGCAGUUUGUCAGAGAUCAGCUGUUCUUCUCUGGCCUCAGCUCUGAAGUCCAACCCCUCCCUCCAGAAACAUCUGGAACAUCUGGACCUGAGCAGGAACCCUCUGCAGGAUUCAGCAGUUUCUCAGCUGUGUGGUUUUCUGCAGAGUCCACUCUGUGGUCUGCAGACUCUGAGGUUGAGCUGCUGUCGUCUGUCAGAGAGAAGCUGUGGAGAUCUGUCCUCAGUUCUCAGCUCUCACUCCUCCAGUCUGACACAUCUGGACCUGAGUGACAACAACCUGAAGGAUUCAGGAGUGAAGCUACUGUCUCUUGGACUGGAGAGUCCUCACUGUAAACUGGAAGCUCUCAGUCUGUCAGGGUGUCUGGUCUCAGAGGAAGGCUGUGCUUCUCUGGUCUCAGCUGUGAGAUCCAAGUCCUCCCGUCUGAGAGAGCUGGACCUGAGCGACAACCAUCCAGGAGACUCAGGAGUGAAGGAGCUGUUUGCUGCAGUGGCGGAUCCACAGUGCAGUCUGGAGACUCUCAGUCUUUCUGGCUGUGGACUCUCUGAUCCUCACUGUGAAGUGAUCUCCUCAGCUCUGACCUCUGACCCCUCCCAUCUGAAACAACUGGACCUGAGUGGGAACAGGCUGCAGGAUUCCUCAGUGAAGAUUGUGUGUUCUGGACUGGAGAGUCCAAACUGUAACCUGGAGACUCUGAGGUUGGAGUACUGCAGUUUGUCAGAGAUCAGCUGUUCUUCUGUGGCCUCAGCUCUGAAGUCCAACCCCUCCCUCCAGAAACAUCUGGAACAUCUGGACCUGAGCGGGAACCCUCUGCAGGAUUCAGCAGUUUCUCAGCUGUGUGGUUUUCUGCAGAGUCCACUCUGUGGUCUGCAG